AUGGGGAAAUUCUGGGUCUUUGUAUUGGUUGCAGGAAUUUUUAUUGCUGUCAUAAACAAACUCUGCAUAGAAGAUCCUGUAUAUGAAAGCUGCACUGAAAACUUGCCACAGCUCAACUUAGAUAUGAAGGUCGGCAAUGUUACUACAGAAGAUGGCAAAUUGGCUUAUUCUGGGUACUUGACCUCUCCAACAUUGAAAUGGGAUCCUAGCAUUUUUGAGCACAAUUGGAGGUUUAAGCAAUGGGAAUUCUAUGGAAUUUAUGCAGAUAACAUAACUUUAGCAGUGGCCACAGUAGACUUACUCUUCAUUGGCAAGCAAGGAAGGUAUUUUGCUUGUUUGUGGGAUUAAUAUUUUUUUUGUUAUUUGCAAGUACAUUUUAAUAUGUUAAUGCAUGCUCAUCCUUGGCAGGGGAUUUUCAUCUCUGCAUGAUCUUCGUCACUGAGGGAUCCUAGUAGACACACACUUAGCCGCCGAAGGCAAGGGAUUCACACACACCUUUUUGGUUUCUAUGGCUCCUGGAGACUAAGGACCUAUCAACUUGGUCAAAAACUCCCAGUUUCUCGCUAAAUAGAAGUCACCUCUUAAGCCCUACUCUAUGAUUUAUCAUCUACUUGGGCUGUCUCCAAUGAUGGCCUUGAAGAUAAAACUCAAUUCUUAGGGAUCAGCUCCUAGUGGUUCGGGAAAAUCUAUCUGAUACAUAAAUGAUUACUAACCCCUUUAACACUGAGUCGCUGCCUAAUGCUGUUGAAGAAAUAGAGUCUAGAGUUCGGAUGGUCUGUUGCCACCAUUUUUAUGUAUAAGUACAUUUUAAUAUACUAGUCUACAUUUUACUGUAAUAACCAACUUUGAUUACACACCAAACUAUUGAGAAAAAAAAUUAUUUAAUUUCCCAGAGAAUAAGAUAUUCAAAUGAUUUUAUCGUUUACCAUGUAAGGAAGUUUAGGGAUAUGUGAAAAAUGUAUUCAUCACCAUUUACGAAAAGGGCAAGGAUCCUGUCACAAUUGAAGAAAUAGUACCUUUUUGGGUGCCUUCUAAUAUGACUCAGGACUCUUUGAAAGGAACAACUAGAUUCAAUAUACAUUUUAAUGAAUAUUAAUACUUUAUGGCUAAGCUUUACGAAAUUAUUUUUAAAAAAAUAAUAGUGCUUGGCUACCAGUAUACAGUCUCUUUAAAUAGAUAUACUACAAAUUUCUUUAUGUUUUUCCAUAACAAUGGAAAAGAUAUGAAAACUGUGGUAGCCAACUAUAAAAAGACUGAAAUUGAUAUUAACCUGAUUUUUGUUAAAGGGAAGCAUCAAGAAGGAAUGGUAUACUUAGGCCCUAUGAAUGAUGAUGGUUCAAAAUUCUUUUACUCUCAUAAGCAAUAUAAUUAUUUAGUAGAUGGAUACCUAACUUACAACGGAAAAAAUCACUUGUUCAGCAAGCAGCUUGGAGUCAUGGAUUGGGGAAGAGGAAUUUGGCCUUAUCACAGCAGAUGGAUUUGGGCGUCAGGUCUAGGCGUUCACAAAGGUGUUUAUUUAGGCCUCAACAUAGGAGAAUUGCCAGGUAAAAACCAUUACGCAACAGAUGAUUGUUUAUUUGCAAAUGAGACAGUCAUAAAAAUAGGUGUUGUAAAUACUCAGCAUCCUAAAAAUCUCCUAGAUCCAUGGGUCUUUACCACAGUCAACGAUCGGCCUCACCCUAAUUAUGCAUUCAUGAACAUGACUUUCUAUCCAGAAAAGGUCUUUGAGAAGUCUUUUUCAGUUUGGGUCAUCAAAUCUGACUUAAAGCAGCUAUUUGGGACUUAUAAAGGGAUCGUAAGGACGACUGAAUAUGAAGUAGAAGUAGUCGUCAGAGGAUUCAUGGAAGUACAUCAUGCUAGAUGGUAA
Messenger RNA from Blepharisma stoltei, 1867 nucleotides. NCBI's taxonomy places the organism in Eukaryota, Ciliophora, Heterotrichea, Heterotrichida, Blepharismidae. The record is from the annotation of a GenBank genome assembly.